AUGGCCGUGGCUGAAGUGCAGGACUAUAUUCAAAGCUCUGGCAAAAUGCUGCAAGAGGCGAACCAGCCAGCGCACCUGUCGUAUGAGAACAUGACUCGCAGACAGCGUGAGUUGUACGACAAAGUCAAGACGCCUGAAUCCGACCAUAUUUGGUUUCUCGACCAACAGAUUGGCGAUGCUGGAGCCCAGGCGAUUUCUGAGGCACUCAAAGUGAACACGACGUUGACUCAGUUCGGUGUGGGCACGAAUCAGAUUGGCGAUGCUGGAGCGACUGCAAUUGCUGAAGCACUCAAAGUGAAUGGGAAGCUGUAUUGGGCCGAGCUGGAGGAUAACCAAAUUGGCGAUGCGGGAGCCCAGGCGAUUGCCGAGGCACUCAGAGUGAACACGACGCUGAAAGAUCUCAUACUGUACGCGAACCGGAUUGGCGAUGCGGGAGCUCAGGCGCUUGCCGAGGCACUCAAAGUGAACAAGACGCUGACUAGCCUCAGGUGCAGGAUCUCGCUUUGA
This is a messenger RNA of Capsaspora owczarzaki ATCC 30864, 507 nucleotides long. RefSeq lists its product as hypothetical. The transcript is spliced from 6 exons. Lineage: Eukaryota; Filasterea; Ministeriida; Capsasporidae. The coding region runs from base 1 to 507 and encodes 168 amino acids. The record is from RefSeq and is a predicted model, not a curated record. Gene Ontology annotation, molecular function: protein binding.